AUGGGAAGUGCAGUGGAGACACUAUGUGGACAAGCAUAUGGAGCCCAUCGCUACGAUAUGCUUGGUGUCUAUCUCCAAAGAGCAACGAUCGUUCUCGCUAUAGUUGGUUUACCCAUGACAAUACUAUACACAUUCUCGUACCCGAUUUUACUCUUAUUAAGCGAGCCCAAAACAGUGUCGUACAAGGCAUCAUUGUACAUCGCCGGACUCAUCCCUCAGAUCUUCGCCUACGCCAUCAACUUCACAGCCCAAAAGUUUCUCCAGGCCCAAAGUGUGGUGGUCCCUAGCGCGUACAUCUCAGGCGCCGCCCUCCUCCUCCAAAUCUCACUGACGUGGGUCACUGUUAAUAUAAUGGGCCUAGGCCUUAUGGGAAUCGCUUAUGUUCUGACUAUCUCUUGGUGGUUCAUAGUUGUGGCACAGACUAUAUACAUUACAACUAGCCCAAGGUUUAGACACACGUGGACUGGUCUAAGUUGGAGAUCGGUCCAAGGUCUUUGGAGCUUCUUUAAACUCUCUGCUGGCUCAGCUGUUAUGAUCUGUUUGGAAAUGUGGUAUUCUCAGAUUCUAGUUCUUCUUGCCGGUUUGCUCAAAGAUCCUGCUAUAUCUCUAGAUUCUCUCUCCAUCUGUAUGUCAAUUUCAGCAAUAUCCUUCAUGGUAUCGGUCGGCUUCAAUGCGGCUGCAAGUGUACGGACAAGUAAUGAGCUCGGAGCUAGAAAUCCAAAAUCCGCGUUGUUCUCGACAUGGACGGCGACUUCAGUUUCCUUUCUAAUAUCCGUCGUAGAGGCAUUCGCCGUGAUUGCGUCACGUGAUCACAUCAGUUACAUUUUCACGUCCGACGCUGACGUGGCAAUGGCCGUCUCUGACCUUUGUCCCUUUCUCGCCGUCACAAUCAUACUCAAUGGGAUCCAACCCGUCUUGUCCGGAGUGGCAGUGGGAUGUGGAUGGCAGACGUACGUGGCAUAUGUGAAUAUCGGUUGUUACUAUAUUGUUGGUAUUCCUGUUGGUUGUAUUCUCGGUUUUACUUUCGAUUUUCAAGCCAAGGGAAUAUGGACCGGGAUGAUUGGAGGUACAUUCAUGCAAACCCUCAUCUUACUUUAUGUCACGUAUCGAACAGACUGGGAUAAGGAGGUGGAAAAUGCGAGAAAGCGAUUGGAUAUGUGGGACUAUAAAAAGGAGUCUCUUCAAAAUUAA
Microthlaspi erraticum is the source of this 1191-nucleotide messenger RNA. The record is from the annotation of a GenBank genome assembly. NCBI's taxonomy places the organism in Eukaryota, Viridiplantae, Streptophyta, Magnoliopsida, Brassicales, Brassicaceae.